Molecule: messenger RNA, 1815 nt
Organism: Penicillium macrosclerotiorum
Lineage: Eukaryota; Fungi; Ascomycota; Eurotiomycetes; Eurotiales; Aspergillaceae
Product: acyclic terpene utilization AtuA family protein
Exons: 4
Coding region: 1-1815 (604 amino acids)
Source: RefSeq, a predicted model, not a curated record
AUGGUUGCUAUCAAAGCCGAUAAUCUACGCAUCGCGUCCGCCUCCGGGUCUGUGACAGAUCGCCGGCAUGGAUUUGCGGAACUCGCAAAGACUGAAGAUGUCCAAUUUAUCGUCGGAGAUUGGAUGUCUGAAUACAACAUGACAACCCGAGGUGGUGGUAAGAUGAAGUCCAUCGAUCAAGGUCCGGAAUUUGAGCAGACAUUCGUGGAGUCCAUUGAGCCUGCACUAGAAGAUUUAGCUUUACGUGGGAUCAAGACAGCCGUGAAUGCAGGUGCCAGUGACACCAAGAAGCUUCACGAUGUUCUCGUUGAUGCGAUUCGUGCACGAAACCUUGACCUUAAGGUAGCCUGGGUAGAAGGUGAUGAAGUCAAAGACUUGCUCACCGAGGCUAUUCAGUCUGGAGAGGAAUUUGUCAAUAUUACAACGGGGAAAAGGCUCUCUGAUUGGGAGUUCGACCCGGUUUAUGCGCAAUGCUACCUAGGGGCAUGGGGUAUUGUCGAGGCCUUUAACCAAGGAGCCGAUAUUGUUCUUUGCGGAAGAGUGACUGAUGCCUCCCCGACAAUCGCUUGUGCAGCUUUUCAUUACAAAUGGAGUCGGGAGGACUACUUUCAGCUCGCACACUCAUUUGUUGCUGGUCAUUUCAUUGAAUGUUCCACCUAUGUAACGGGCGGAAAUUUCUCCGGUUUCAAAUCUCUUCCUGGCCCCAGUGUGGAUAUUGGAUUCCCUGUCGUCGAGAUAGCCCCAAGUGGGGAGUUUGUUGUCACUCUUCAAGUUGGUAAGGACGGCAUGGUAACGGAAGAGACAUGCAAGGCUCAGUUACUAUACGAGAUUCAGGGCCCUCUCUACUAUAAUCCUGAUGUCGUUGCAAUUCUUGAUGAGAUUAAGAUUCGUGGCAUUGGCAGGAACCGAGUACAAGUUUCAAAUGUGAAAUAUGCCAAGCCGCCUCCAACAACAAAGAUUGGCAUUACUGCAUUGGGCGGCUACCAAGCAGAAGUUCAUUACUUCCUCUGUGGUCUAGAUAUUGCAGAAAAAGCCGAACUGCUCGAGAAACAAAUCCGGCAUCUGCUUGAUGAAUCCAUUUACCACACACUGGUAUUUCGUACAACAGGAUCGUGUGCUUCUGACCCCUCUAGUCAAGAUGCAGCAACCGUGGAAGUUCGGAUAUUUGCUCAGUCGCGCUCUGAAGAGGCUUUGAGUGCUUCCAACUUUCUCCGGCCCUGUACGGACACAAUCAUGCAAAGUUACCCCGGCGCGACUUUUGGGGUUGACACUCGCCAAUCAGUUGCGAAGCCUUAUUACGAGUAUUUCGUCUCCAUUUUCCCUCAAGAUCGCAUGCGUCAUGUUAGCCAUACCCCUUUUAAUGGAGGUAGCUUAGAAAUUUCUGCACCGGUUGACACCACUCCAUUUAUCCUUGAGCAGCCGUCCUAUGAAACUGCAGCGCCGUCUGAUCUGAGCGUCUUUGGUCCGACGACGCGCUGCCCCCUGGGCUACGUUGUGCAUGCUCGAUCUGGUGACAAAGGAUCGGACGCCAACGUGGGAUUCUUUGUUCGUCACGCCGACGAAUGGGACUGGCUUCGAACUGUGCUCAGCACCGACAAAGUCAGAGAGCUUCUGGGAAAAGACGACAGCGGGAAUCAGAUCUUUCGCUUUGAAUUGCCCAAUAUCUGCGCCGUUCAUUUCCUCUUGAAAGAUCAUCUUGAUCGGGGUGUGGCAUCUAGCUCAACAUAUGACGUCCUUGGCAAGAAUGUUGCCGAAUUCCUCCGAUGCAGACACGUCGACAUACCAGACAAGUUCCUGGCCCGUGGAAGAAUUUGA